Messenger RNA from Varanus komodoensis (Komodo dragon), 406 nucleotides. RefSeq names its product ATP synthase membrane subunit e (gene ATP5ME). NCBI's taxonomy places the organism in Eukaryota, Metazoa, Chordata, Lepidosauria, Squamata, Varanidae. Gene Ontology annotation, molecular function: proton transmembrane transporter activity. The coding region runs from base 78 to 293 and encodes 71 amino acids. The record is from RefSeq and is a predicted model, not a curated record. Gene Ontology annotation, biological process: proton motive force-driven ATP synthesis. The transcript is spliced from 4 exons.
ACGUCACGCAAGGCCGCCCCCAGAGCGGCGCAGCGUGUUGUGUGUCACGUCCGGUUUCGUGCUGUGGAGAAGGCGAAAUGAUUCCGCCGGUGGAGGUUUCUCCCCUGAUUAAGUUCAGCAGGUACUCAGCACUGCUACUUGGGAUGAUCUAUGGAAAGAAACGAUAUGACUACUUGAAGCCUAUUGCUGAAGAAGAAAGGAGAAUAGAAGCAGAGGAGAAAAAGAAGCGUGAGGAAAUGGAGCGAAUUGCAAAAGCAAUUGCAGAAGCCAAUGAAGAUACAAUACUGAAAUAAACCUGCUUUUGAUCCUUCUCUUUAUGUUUAAUACUUGGUGUUUGAAAUGUUGGAGUAGAUAAUCUUAAGUAACAGACACAUUUAUUUACAUCAAUAAACAACUGUUCAAGUUU